AAGAAGUUUCUCAAGGAAUAUACAUACCUGUAUAUGGCCCUCCAGAAAUAAAACAAGUUAAUGUUAAAAAAGGAGACAUUUGUAAGGUAAUACAAAGUGAUUAUAGUGAUCAUGUAACAAUUUUUGGACCAAAAGGCUUUGAUUUUAUUUUAUUUUGUGACAAUGAUGGCCAGAGCAAAGGCCUACCUGUAAAUCCACUAGCAACUCGUUUGAUAAGUCAAUGA
Messenger RNA from Entrophospora candida, 224 nucleotides. NCBI's taxonomy places the organism in Eukaryota, Fungi, Glomeromycota, Glomeromycetes, Entrophosporales, Entrophosporaceae. The record is from the annotation of a GenBank genome assembly.